AUGAAUUCUGAUAGCUUUCUAACGAGCGAUGACGGGCCCUACCGAAACGCUCCAUUUCAUCUCGGAGCCCAGGUGACUUCUUAUUCCGACUGUCCGGUUGAUUCGGACGCCGGGGUUGGCAGCUCAAUCGCCCCAUCAUCUCCUCACCUGAAUUUCAAAUCGAUUGGCACAACACAGGCUAUUUUGCACUAUGACGACCCAGCUCGAAGCGCCCCACAGAUAGCUUCAUUUGACGGACCCCAAGUUCAGGCUCAAACUGCCUACCUGGAAACGACGGUUGAAAAACUCCGCACAGAGUUGGCUCGCGUCCGAGACAGCAAUUCAAUCACGGAUCUUUCAAACUCCCGUCUUAGUUUGUCUUCUAUUGAAAGAGAUCUUGCUUCAAAAUUCGACUCGCCCAGUUCAAAGUAUCGCCAUGUUUCACGGCACUUCGCCCAGCUUCAAGGGGUCUAUGGGAAAGCGUUCUCCGACAUUUUUAAGGUUGUUUCUGCAGAGGCUGGUCCACGCUCGAAUCUCAACUCUAUCCAAUCGACCCUCGAGAGCUCCAUUGAUCCAAUUGCCGAAGAAUAUAAAAGUUUUAUUGGGUCUCUUGAAUCUCAGUUGGAUACCCUAGCAGGGACACCAACUAAGCGGAAUACGCGAACAGAAGCUGCCCCGACGAGUACGGUUCUAACAAGUUCUGCGAGCCGGUUCGAUCCAUUCGCAACCCAGAAAGAAGAAUCCGAUGUUAAGACAACUAGAUUACAAACCCCGAGCUCAGAAGCAGCUGCAAAUGAUAUAUGCAUGACUGAACGAUCACCCACUUUUCACCAGGAUGGCCGGUCAGCAGUAGCCGAGGUACACGAAGGAGAAGGAAAAAGACUUCCAGGGCUGAAAACCGAGAUGGAGCAGCCUGAAAUCGUCAAAACCAAGGCGUUUGUAGACGCAAACGAGGCGCAUUUGGAACCAGCGAGUGCAACUCAAGUAGAUGGUAGACUGCUCGGCAGUUUUCAGGAGCUUCAAAUUCGCCACGCAACUACCGUUGAUGAGCUUGAGCAUGUCAGAACACAGUAUCUCACUACGUUAAGAGAGCUGGACGAGAUGACAGCUCAGCACGAGGAGGCACGGCGGAGGGUGCAAUCAUCCUCGAGGCUCCACCAGUCAUCUCUAGCCAGUUUAACCACCUCUUAUUCUACCCCAAGCACAACUUCCGCUGCUUCUCCUUCCUCACCCAUCUCCUUCUCGCCACGAAGAUUCCCAGUGCAUAAUGGUUCUUCCUUACUCACCAAUCGCCGUUCACGUUGGCAAGACUAUGCUGUAAGGCCCAAAAAAGAUGUAGCUGAAAAGGAGGUGCUACUUCAGCCGAUUCAAGUGGGUGAUCAGGCGGAGCAGCCCCGAGCUCAAGAAGAGAUUUACAGAAAUGCCCUACAGCUAUCCUUAGAAGACAGCUCCCAUCGCUCGAUACCUACCCGGAAUAGCAGAAAUGUACCAUCGACAGGAUCUUUAAAAAGAGGUUAUUCGAAUUCGGGAACCCCGAGUCUCCAACCUCUCAAUCUUCCGCUGAUCCGCUCUUCAUUUUCAUCUAUACCACAAUAUUCAGUCCUCCGAGGGUUAAUGAGGUCUCCAAAUUCACCCGCCCCUGUAUCCUCUGUCGCAGAGUUUUCCUCGCCUGUACCGGUCAAUUUCGCCAAUGAUCAAUAUACCCCUCAUAACGCCGAGCGAAGCCAUGAGAGCUUGGAAAGGGAGGUCCUUCAACUUCAGCAAGUCUUGAAAGAACGUGAGGAGGAAAUUCGGGAGCUGGAGUUAACAAUUCGUCAAGCCCCUUCCUUGAGCGAAUUGGUGGAUUCUCCCAAAUCAGAUCACAGCGUCGACCCAAGCGGCUCGAACGGCUAUGCCCACGUCUCAAUUCCCAAAAUUUCCCAAAAUUCUAACGAUAGAGGAUGCCAGUUGACGGCAUCUUCAAGAUCACAUAUUCGAGCAAACAAAGACGAUCAUCAUCUUUCACCAGCGCUGCCGUGCGAAGUGAUUGAAACUUCCCAAAAGUCUUUUUCGGAUAUUAACCGGAAUCAACCAGCGAAUUUUGACAAUACUGAGAGUCUCAACGUCCUCAUGCGAUCGAUGGCGAAGAAAGAAUCAAACUUCCUCGAGACGAUCGGAAGACUAAAAUCUCAGCUCAACUCGACUGAGCGUAAGCAUCAAGACCUUGUGAAGCUCUCAGCAGAUCAGGUGGCAAACAUGUCCUCUGAAAUCGAAGCGUUGCAUGAAAGGCUGAAGAUGUCACAAGCACCUAAUCGUGAAGUUAAUCCUGAACUGCUGCGUGAACAAGAUCUACACGCUGAACAAGACAGGCAGGCCGAAAUACAAGCGCUGAAAGACCUGCAACAAUUGGAACUGGAAAAAGUGAAGAUGGAGCGCAGCGAGAAUUUUAAUCAGCUGUUUAACUUUACCAACGAUAAGCUGAUGGCCAAAGAGGAGGAGCUGCGACAGCUCGAAAUCUAUUGGCAGGCCAAGUUGAAAGCCGAGUUGACAGCUCAGGCCGAUCUCAUUUGGGCCCAGUCUGAUACUCAACAGAGCAACUUGGUUAGAACACAGAUAAAAUCGUUUGGAGCGAAAGCUUCUCGGGAAAGAGAGGCUUUUGAUCGCGAAAUCGAACAGUUGAACAAGAAGCACGCAGAAGAGAUUGAAACGUUAAGAGAAGGCAUGAAUGCAAAACUCAAGAGUGCUGAAAGUGAUUCUGCGAACCGGAUUCAGGAACUCGAAUUGAUGCAUGCACAAGAAAUUGCGCAGGUCACUUCUUCUUUGCCUUCCAGCAUGCAGAAAGUGGAGGAGAGCUCCGACGGAGUUUCCCAGGCUUACGUCGAUGAAUUCCAAACAUGGCACACCGAAAGAAACCAGCUGGAGUCCCGGAUCCACGAGCUUGAAAAUGAGAAGCUAUACCUGAUUUCUGAACAUGAGAUGCGACUAGAGCAACUGAAAGCCGAGCAUGCAACUCUGAUUACCGAACUCCAGGCCGAAAAUGAUGAUACUUUGAUCGGCGCGUUGUCGGAGUUAGAUCAACGUCGAACCAUCAAGUUUCAAGCUCAAUUGAAGAUGGCGCAGGAGAAUCACGUCUUGAAGAUUAAUGAAAUCAAACUGUUUUACGAACAAAAAAUCGAAAUGAUUAACUCGGAAGCCACACAAGCUUACCAGUCGCAAAGUGAAAGCAAGCAAACAUACCCUGAUCUCGCUCGCUCGGUAGUAUCCCCAGAUGUUUAUAGCAGUACCGAUCCAUCUAACAUCAGUGUUAGAGUAGAUAGUACCACGGACACGGCCAUCUUGAAUCCUCGCAUGCUGAAAAAAAUCGAAGAUCAAGAAAGCGCGAUUUCGAAGCUCACCAAGCAGCUUGAACAAUGUGAGGGUAACUUGAGAGCUAACAUAUCUGCAAUCGCUCAACUCGAAGAUGCUCUUAACGACACCGAGCGCAAUCUGAGGAAGUCAAGGCUACAGAUGAACGCCUUGGUUCAAGAACGUGAUAAGAUGUCAAUCCUGAACCAAAGACUAACAAUGGGGCUAAACAGAUCAACUGAGGAAGUCGAACAUCUCAAGCAAUCCUUGCAAGACGAGAAACUAAACCUCGAACGUAGAUUGAGCGAAGAAAAGUUAGCUAAAGAAACCGCCAGGGCUCAGUUAGAAACUAGGAUGCUAGAGGUUCAGAAGAGCCAAGAAAAAAAGAAUAAAUUCAAGUAGGUCUUUUC
Messenger RNA from Puccinia graminis f. sp. tritici CRL 75-36-700-3, 3713 nucleotides. RefSeq lists its product as uncharacterized. The record is from RefSeq and is a predicted model, not a curated record. The transcript has 5 exons. Bases 1 to 3705 code for a protein of 1234 amino acids. NCBI's taxonomy places the organism in Eukaryota, Fungi, Basidiomycota, Pucciniomycetes, Pucciniales, Pucciniaceae.